ACAGUUGAAAGUGCGUGUGUGAGUAGAGACAAAUGGACGGAAAAGGAUACGGUCGACUGCACAACGCUUUUGUUGAAUUAUGCGUCGUUGUUGGAAUGGAUGAAGACACCGGACUAGUUUUCGAAUCCCAUCUAGAUUCCGAUUCUCAAUUCUCGACGACUGAAACAGAGACUUCUCCUGUGGCCACACUGACUUCAUGUAGCUAUCUUCCAUUUGUUUUGGCCGCCGUGUCUGGAGAAGUCGGGAACUUUCCUAAGUCUGGAUGUCCACCAGUUGAGACAUUUGUAACUGACUGUAGCAGUCAACCAUGUGCAAGUAAGAGCAACAGAUUAAGGAAACGUAGUGAAUCGAUGCUGACCAGACAGGCAACGUUAUCUCCAAGUGCGGCAUUGGUUAAAACUCCAGAGUUGCCUUUGUCAUCAGAAGAAAUAGAAGGACUACCAUCAUUCUGUCUACCAGAAUCAGCUAGAGUCUUUACAGAAAAGCCACCGGCACAGUGCCACUCAUUUGUUAUGACUGAUUUAUUAGGUAUGCAUCGGUAUACAAUGUGUCUAACAUACUACAGAAAGUUUAGAGCAACACCUCAGGACGAGAAAAGCAGCUGCUAUACAUUGCAACUUGCCGACAAUGAAUGCACCAACGAAGGUGACAAGUGUAUAGAGUGCUACGUGCCUACGUGUGUAUGCCUCAUCGCCAGUCAGCCAUACUUUCAGGUUUUGAAGGAUUGCCUUACUAAUUUGUUGUCUCGACUGACUGAUAGCACUCUGAAAUUGAAUAGCACAUUGCUGGAAUUUAUACCAAAGCUGGCACUCAUUCCUGUCCCGCCAGCUGGCAGCGUUUCUGUGAAAUUUCGUGAGUUUGGAUAUGCUCAUUCUCUUUAUCCAACACUUCCAUAUCGUCCGGUGUGUGGUUUACAUUUGCACCAUCCUUUCACAUUGUUCAGUGUCGACGAUAUUCUCACAAUCGUCGGUUGUAUUUUGACCGAGAAACAGAUCGUGUUUUUUUCAUCAAUGCUGGCAUUACUCACACCAGUCAUUGAGUGUUUCUUUGCCUACGUCCUUCCAUUUAUAUGGAGACACGUAUACAUACCUGUUCUUCCCGGGAAUUUGAUUGACUAUAUUUCUGCCCCUGGAACGUUUAUAAUGGGUUGUCAUGCACAAUUUGAAGAAGACCUGCCUGAUGGCAUCGUUGCUAUCAAUCUUGAUAAAGGCACAGUCGUGAUGAAUGACACGGAGGAUGAAAUACCCGUAACCCUGCCAUUACAUGCCGUUGAGUUGUUUAAAAGCAGAUACCGAUCAUUUCCAAAGUCGUUUGAUCUUCAAACUUGUUCAACUCCAUCGUAUCUGGAUGCUGAAGAAGAGAAACAAGCUCUUGAGCAGCACGCUUUCAAACUGGAUGCCACCAUCAGAGCAGCAUUUGUUGAAAUGUUGGCUUUCAUCUUUAGGGAUGUGAAUAAGUUUGGUGUAUUUGACAAGUUCCAUCCUGUGUUCAAGAAGCAACUGUUUCUGGACAGUCAACCCCCACAAUUCUGCAAGUUCUACACCAAGGUGUGCUCCACUGACUUGUUUACACAGUUUAUCAACGAUCGAUUGCAACGAAAACAGGAUUACUUUGAUCAAGAAGUAGACGAAUUGAAUAAAAUUAUCAAAGAUCUAGAAGUCAAACAGGAAAGAAGCAAGAAAGACUCGUUUUUUGGCCAUGGUUUUCGACGAAGUGGACGUCGAGUAUUAAAGAACAGUGAGUCAUUGGUUGCAUUAAAGAAAGAGAAGUUGUUGGCAAUUGAAAGGCAGCUAACAGUCACUCUAUCUGGAAAUGAACUUGUAUUGCCAGAAGUAGAGAGUGCGUACUUUACAAAUGGAAAGCAUUUCUAUAAUAUUUGCCUGGAAGAAGUAACUCGCGGCCUCGAGCAAGCUGAUACGGCUGCUGUAAGGGCAUGCUAUCGCUAUAUGAGAGGCAUGCUUCAUCUGGCAUCUGGCCGUGAGUCCGAUGGAACACAAGACCUACAAACAGUAGAAAAGGAGAACCGACUGCUGUACCCAGAAAAACUUUUAGAGAAGCUGACCGAGAAGGAUGAAAAACCGAGUAAACGACAAGGUGCUGUCGAUCAAAUUCGUAUGCCACGACAUGAUCUCAAUGAGCAGGAGUUUGAAAAGUUGACGAUUCAGAUGGGAAUAUUUACUGAUUACUACUGCGCAGCCAAGGGAUGGAAGUGUCUGUCAAACGAUCAGUAUUUAUCUAACGAUCAGUUUAAAGACUUUGUGGAGAACUGGAAAGCGCUUGUGAAGACAGCAGAUCUCUUUGAGUUGCCCGACGACGUACAACUGGAGGACGGAGAGGAUAUUUUGUUGAUUUCUGGUUGUGUCAGUCACAGUCAGGGAAUCGGUCGAUUGGUUUUAACUCCGUUCCGGCUGUUGGUUGUGCAAGGUGCUGUGUGCCAGCAAGUCAUGAUGCUGACUGAUAUCAUGGGUGUAGAGAAGUAUACAUCUCUGUUUCGGAAUUUCAUUGGUCGAGAUGGCCUGAAGCUUACACUUCCUGGAGGUCAAAGGUUAAUCGUAAAUCUGAAAGAGGCAAGUGACUUGUGGCAACUUUACAUUGAGGAAUUAAUAGCAGCCAAUAAGAUGGCAUACGGGCACAAGAAUCCGAGUAUUUUGCAUUCUGCGGCUGCUAAUGUGGUGGCUGUACAUGUUUUGCAUGAAGUGAUGUUGGACUUUGAUGUCGUCUCAGUGACAGGAGCGUCAGACGGUGGAUUGAGUAACUCAGAGGACUUGCUCUUCUGCAGAGGCAAAGAGAAUAUCAAGCUACCACCUCUCACAUUUGAUGCUCUCGACUGCAUCGUCUUUCCGCCAUCCUACGAUCUCACCAGAAAGACCAUCGAAUGCAUGCACUAUACACCAGAUAAACGAAAAGGGUCAGGAAGGCUGUGGUGUGGCUUCGGCACUUCACUGCUAGUCUGUGACGUCGCCAGUUGGAAUUUCGAUUUUCCUAUCCCGAUAGCUCAAGAUCGUAUCUCGUGCAUCGCAGCUGUAGGCGAAAGUGUGUGGGUGGGGUCACUCGACAAGAAAGUUUACGUUGUGAGUAUUGAGUCAACGAAAGUGGAUAGGAGUUUGUCGGGCCACGACGAUUUAGUCAUCGGAAUAAUCACACAGCAAGUGGAUGAAACGUUCGUCAUGUGGACGAUUGCGAGCAACGGCCACUUUAUAGCUUGGAACCCGGAGUCAUUGGACAAGCAACUGGAGUUCCGUCUCGAAAAUAUAUAUCAGUUGUCGUCGCCGGUCGUCCUGGGCGACCACAUCUGGUUCUGCGAGAAAAAGCGGAAAGUCUUAGUCGUCGAAACGAAGUCGCCUCAUAGUAUCGUCAAACGGUUGACUCUGAAUGCCUCGCCUCAGAAGCUGUUCUCAGCUGACUGUCUCGUUGUUACACCAAAUCAACAAGUGUGGUGUGCUUGGUCUCCACUGGAGGGCAGGCCUCAGUUGGUUGUGUGGGACUCGGCAUACAAGGAGGUGUCCACAACUGAAUAUGAUACUACUAGUUCAUUCACAUGUAUGGUGAUCCAUGAAGACAAUGUCUGGAUUGGGACAAAGGACGGGAGCAUUUUUGUAGUAAAGUGGAAACCCCCGAGAUCUACACUACAGGUGUUGAAACAGGCCCACAGAGGUGCCGUUCGGUCUCUCUGCGUUAUCGAUGGGCGAACAGCGAGCGGCUCAACAUCAUCUGAAGGCCACAUUGCAAUCUGGAAAUGAGAGUGCAUCCGCAGUUGCAUGUUAUCGAGUUAUUAUUUCAUUGCAACCUUUUGUCGUUGAGCGGCUGCUGCUGCUGGUUUGAUAUUAAC
This is a messenger RNA of Corticium candelabrum, 3829 nucleotides long. RefSeq names its product DENN domain-containing protein 3-like. Gene Ontology annotation, biological process: regulation of Rab protein signal transduction. Bases 33 to 3740 code for a protein of 1235 amino acids. The transcript is spliced from 42 exons. The record is from RefSeq and is a predicted model, not a curated record. Gene Ontology annotation, cellular component: cytoplasmic vesicle. NCBI's taxonomy places the organism in Eukaryota, Metazoa, Porifera, Homoscleromorpha, Homosclerophorida, Plakinidae. Gene Ontology annotation, molecular function: protein binding.